AUGCAUUUAUUUUCAGUCAUAUUUAUAUGUUUGAUGAACAGUAUAGUCUUAUGUAUUAAUUUUAAUAAAUUUCCGUUAUUUGAUAUUCCUUCAUCGUCAAUAUUGAAUUUAUCUACUGUUUCAAUAUCCGAAUCAACUAAUUUGUCUACAACAAAGACAUCAUCAAUACAUAGUAGUAGUAGUACAACUUUUCGUCCAUAUUAUCCUGAUACAUUUAGUCCAGGAUCAAUUGCUGGAAUUAUUAUCGCUUCACUUGUAUUUAUUAUUAUCGUUUCAGUUAGUGCAUUUUAUAUUCGUCGUCAACAAAUUUAUUAUUUACCAUAUUAUAACAAUUAUCGUCGAAUUUAA
Rotaria sp. Silwood1 is the source of this 348-nucleotide messenger RNA. The record is from the annotation of a GenBank genome assembly. NCBI's taxonomy places the organism in Eukaryota, Metazoa, Rotifera, Eurotatoria, Philodinida, Philodinidae.